This is a messenger RNA of Plutella xylostella (diamondback moth), 1698 nucleotides long. It is a transcript of the gene UQCR-C1, whose product is annotated as Ubiquinol-cytochrome c reductase core protein 1. Gene Ontology annotation, molecular function: metalloendopeptidase activity; metal ion binding. NCBI's taxonomy places the organism in Eukaryota, Metazoa, Arthropoda, Insecta, Lepidoptera, Plutellidae. Gene Ontology annotation, cellular component: mitochondrion. The record is from RefSeq and is a predicted model, not a curated record.
AUUCUUGUAAUUUUUGACAGGUCGUGAAAAAGCAUUCUUCUUGCUCAUUUUAUUACGUAAAACGGCGAGUAAAAUUAUUAGGAAAGAAGAGUAGGAAUAAAGCAAGAAAAUGCUGAAAGUAGCGUCUGCAUUGAGAGUGCUCUCAAAACCCGGAAAUCAGGUACGACCCUUGGCUACAGCUGUCGGUUAUAAACAGGCCCUCGUGAAUGUUCCUCCGACACAAGUCACAGUGCUUGACAAUGGCAUUAGAGUUGCCUCUGAAGACUCUGGCUCCCCUACCGCUACCGUAGGACUAUGGAUCGACGCGGGAUCGCGGUACGAAAACUCCAAGAACAAUGGUGUGGCGCAUUUCCUCGAGCAUAUGGCCUUCAAAGGCACCAGCAAGCGGUCACAGACUGACUUGGAACUUCUCGUUGAAAACAUGGGCGCACACCUCAAUGCGUACACCUCCCGGGAGCAGACCGUGUUCUACGCUAAAUGCCUCGCCAACGACGUCAACGUCGCCGUUGAAAUUCUUGCUGACAUCAUCCAAAACUCUUCCCUCGCCGAACCCGAAAUCGAACGCGAACGAGGCGUGAUCCUGCGCGAAAUGCAGGACGUGGAGAGCAACCUGCAGGAGGUGGUGUUCGACCACCUGCACGCCACCGCCUUCCAGGGCACGCCCCUCGGCCAGACCAUCCUGGGACCCACCAAGAACAUCAAGAAGAUCUCCAAGGCUGACCUCCAGCAGUACAUCAAGACCCACUACCAGCCCGCCCGCAUUGUGCUCUCCGGUGCUGGUGGUGUUGAACACCAGAAGUUGGUUGACUUGGCUUCAAAGCACUUCAGUGGAUUAAAGAACACCAUCACUGAUGCCCCUGGUGUUACACCUUGCCGCUUCACUGGGUCGGAGAUCCGUGUGCGUGAUGACUCCAUGCCCCUGGCUCACAUUGCCAUCGCUGUUGAAGGAGCUGGAUGGACCGACGCUGAUAACAUUCCCCUAAUGGUUGCCAACACACUCAUUGGUGCUUGGGACCGCUCCCAGGGAGGUGGUGCCAACAAUGCCUCCUACCUCGCCCGUGCUGCCUCCGAGGCUGGCCUGUGCCACAGCUUCCAGUCAUUCAACACCUGCUACAAGGACACUGGUCUGUGGGGUAUCUACUUUGUGGCCGAGCCCCUGCAGAUCGACGACAUGCUUUACAAUGUACAGAAGGAGUGGAUGAAGCUCUGCAUUUCCGUCACUGAGGGUGAGGUGGAGAGGGCAAAGAACCUGCUGAAGACCAACAUGCUGCUGCAGCUGGACGGCACCACGCCCGUGUGCGAGGACAUCGGCCGCCAGAUGCUGUGCUACAACAGACGCAUUCCCAUCCACGAGCUUGACGCCCGCAUCAACGCUGUCUCAGUACAGAAUGUCCGCGAUGUCUGCUACAAGUACCUCUAUGACAAGUGCCCGGCCGUGGCUGCCGUCGGACCCUGCGAAGGCCUGCCCGAGUACACCAGAAUCCGAUCUGCCAUGUACUGGCUCCGUGCUUAAGCAGUUAAACUAAUUUAGAAUAUUUUAGAAACAUUAUUUAAAUCAAAUAAGAAACUAUUAAACACUUGCUCGCCCAAUUCUGCAGUUUUAUUGUAAUAAAACACUGUAUUUGGUACAAAUACACAUUGUAUUUAUUCAUAGCAUCUUAAGCAAGUUAAUGUAAAUAAACCGUUCUGUUUUUAAUA